AGGCAUCCUGCCUCACCGUACCCCGUCUCACACAGAGGUACUCUCCCUCAAAGGAAAAUGCAUACAGAAUCCUGUGGAUCCAGCACUGUAGCUCGUGCCGUAAUGGCUAUUUCUUUGUCAUCUACAUUCUUGCCUGUUUUCACCUUCCUGCUCCUCGUCGACUUGGAACCAGCGCUCGGACUGGGGCUGCGUUUGGGAGAUGGUCAGUGGGACCUCCAUAGCUCCUCUCGCUGUAUCCCCAUCCCUUCCAACAUGGCCCUGUGCCACAACAUCGGCUACGGGAACAUGAGGAUGCCAAAUCUACUGGGCCAUGAGUCACUGGGGGAGGCUAUCCAGCAGUCAAUCAGCUGGCUGCCCCUCCUAGCCCGCGAAUGCCACCCUGACGCACGAAUCUUCCUCUGUUCCCUCUUCGCACCCAUCUGUUUGGACAGGUUCAUCUCACCAUGCCGCAGCCUCUGUGAGCUGGUGAGGGACAGCUGUGCUCCUAUCAUGGCCUGCUAUGGCUAUCCCUGGCCUGCCAUUCUUAACUGUGACCAGUUCCCUGCUGACAACCUCAUGUGCGUCUCAUCAGUCCAUAACAGCACCACCUCCCACCCCAACAGCCGAAAAGCUGUACCUCGGGCCAGCUGUAGGGACUGCGAGCUGGAGGAGGCGGCGUCCAUCAGAGAUGCCCUGGAUACUUUCUGUAGGAACGACUUUGUGGUCAAGCUACGUCUCUCACGCCUGAACUCCAGCAGUGUCAGCCUGGCCCAGUUCACACUGACCUCCAGGCUGGAGGUCCUCAAGCAUGGUCCGCUGCUCGGUGGCCAGAUUCGCGCACGACUCCAGCUCUGGCUGGAGCGGGAUGCCACCUGUGUGCGCAACAUGACGCGACGGCAGCAUGCGGGCGGCACCUUCCUGGUGAUGGGCACGGUGCAGGGCGAGCGUCUGGUUGUCAACAAGGCCUACAGCUGGCACAAGCGUGAUCGCAACCUCAUGACUGCAGCACGCAAGUGGAAAAAACACCGGUGCCGAGGAUAGAGGGAUUUGGUGCGAGGGUUCGAGUGAAAGGCACUGGUGUCUGACCUGCACUUGGAUGGGCCUAGGGCAACCUACCUUGAUGUUUCCUAUCUUAGACGACGUACGUUGUGUGAACAUUCUGUCCGCAAAAAAAGGAAAGUGCCCUACCAGUCAUAAUCUGUAGCAGCCAUGUUACAAUGCUGUGAAUGCUUGGAGUGAUGGGUCAUAUCAUGGCCAGAGGGGAGAAGCUAGUCAAGUCUGGUCACCUUUAUUUACAGAGCACAUUUCACACAUCUCAAGUCGAGACAACAUGCUGCAUAUAGCCAAGGAAACGAAACGUCACAUACAAACAGCAAUCGACAUCGAUUCAAAAAGACAGAAAGGAGACAACUCUCACUAGUCAAAGGCCAAAGAAAAUAAAUGUUCGGGCUGAUGUAACAUGUAAAGGCAGGCUAUUCCAAAAUAUGAGUGCAGCUACAGAAAAGGUACGAUCACCUCUCAGCUUUAGCCUAGAUCUGGGCACAUCUACCAAUAACUAGUCUGAGGCUCUAAGGGCACGAUGACGAGAGUCAGCAGAUUGGCCCCAAGCCGUGUAAACAUUUGAAAACAAAAAGCAAAACUUUACAAUCAGCAGGAACAGGAAGCCGGCGCAAAGUGGUUCAAAUAUGCUCAAAUUUAUAAUUGAAGACGGGCAAUCGAUGAGUGACGUACUCCAGUGUAAAGAGAACUGCAACUGUCGGCAAGAUGUUGUAAAACAAUGGAUUAGUAUCUCAAAAUGUACCUCGAAUUGUGGAAAGAAAAGGCUUAACUUUGGAUAGAAUUCUAAGAGUAGCCUUAAAGAACGGAAGAAAUGUGUAUAUCAAAUUUAAAUUAGCUAUCUAAAACCAUUCUGUACAGAAGAUUUACAGCAGAUAGACAGAGCAAUCAGGUCAAGGUAGGCCUUGAAAUAGAAUAGAAAGAGAACAGGAUGAGAUUUUGAAUCUCUGUCAAUUGGUAAGUAAAUUUUUGUAUCGUCUGUGUAACAUUAAAAAAAAAAAAAACAAUGUUGAAAAGCAAUGUCUCCUGAAUAUGGAGCCUAAUAGCAAAAUAUACAGGAAAUACAGUAAGGGCCUCGGGGCUGAACCUUGUGGAACUCCACAUGUAAGAGCAAUCACCUAGUCUUACUGAGAACCUUCUACCUGUAAGAAAUGUCUUAAACCAAAGCAACUGAGACGAGAGGUCAAAAUGUCACGAUCGACUAAACAGAGGAUGAAUUCCAGAGAGAACCCAUUAGCCCCCAUUAUGUGCAAAAGGGUUCCUGAAAUCCUCCUUAUCGAGGCUGUAUUGUCAUAUGUGGGCAGAGAAUGGGUCAAGGGUUCUUAAGUGUCCUCCAACCACCAGAAGAGUUUCGGUUUCUGGAUUUUCUUGAGGGCCAAACAAUAGGGGUCAAUUCUUGCGAGUCAUCCCAGCAUCAUUAAUGACAAAAGCUUUUUUGUUCUCUCAACACAUAGCAGAUAUACAUGUGUAAAUUACUUAAAUUAUAUACAGAAUUUACUUAGUGACCUUGCUCCAAUGUUGAUAAUCUUACAAGGUUUCUUUUACUGUGUUUUUAGUUACCAUAAAAGAAAAUAUAAUUUGUUUAAUAAUGUCUAUAUUUUAAAAACAAUUAUUCGAGUCUAUAUAUGUAAGAAAUAAAGUGAAACUGAAGGAGUGCUUUGUGUAUGCUAA
Brienomyrus brachyistius is the source of this 2706-nucleotide messenger RNA. RefSeq names its product secreted frizzled-related protein 5. The coding region runs from base 58 to 1020 and encodes 320 amino acids. The transcript is spliced from 4 exons. Gene Ontology annotation, molecular function: Wnt-protein binding. The record is from RefSeq and is a predicted model, not a curated record. Gene Ontology annotation, biological process: canonical Wnt signaling pathway; negative regulation of canonical Wnt signaling pathway; non-canonical Wnt signaling pathway. NCBI's taxonomy places the organism in Eukaryota, Metazoa, Chordata, Actinopteri, Osteoglossiformes, Mormyridae.